This is a messenger RNA of Eimeria necatrix, 2952 nucleotides long. RefSeq names its product elongation factor G, putative. The record is from RefSeq and is a predicted model, not a curated record. The coding region runs from base 1 to 2952 and encodes 983 amino acids. The transcript has a single exon. Gene Ontology annotation, molecular function: GTPase activity; GTP binding; translation elongation factor activity. Lineage: Eukaryota; Apicomplexa; Conoidasida; Eucoccidiorida; Eimeriidae. Gene Ontology annotation, biological process: ribosome disassembly.
AUGUUGGUGGGUGGGUGCGGCAGGCGGCCGUUGCUGCUGCAGCAGCUGCAGCAGCUGCUGCCUCGGCCGCAGCUGCUGCAGCAGCUGCUGCCGCUCGCCGUGCUGCUGUGUCUGAGCCUCGACUUGGCGUCGGCCUUCACAAUCAGCAGCUGCCGGCCAGCAGCGCGGCCUCAGCCGCAGCGGCAGCCCUCCCUGCUGCCGCCUUCUUCCCCCCUCCUCCUCCGCCGCCGCAGCAGCAGCAGCAGCAGCAGCAGCAGCAGCAGCAGCAGCCGCGCGCGGGCCCCCGCAGAGCCCAGGGGCCCCUGGGCCGAAGUGCCCCUCAGCCGCUUCCGAAACCUGGGCAUUGUGGCCCACAUCGACGCCGGCAAAACCACAACUACAGAAAGAAUUUUAUUUCUUACUGGAGUUUUGCACAAAAUGGGAGAAGUCCACCACGGGGAGGCGGCCAUGGACUGGAUGGACCAGGAGAGAGAACGCGGCAUCACCAUCACUGCUGCGGCCACCACCUGCUUCUGGAGCAGCAGCAGCAGCACCUGGACCACCAGCAGCAGCAGCAGCAGCAGCAGCAGCAGCAGCAGCAGCAGCAGCAGCGGCGGCGGCGGCGGCGGGGAGGGCGCUUCGCUCGCCCUCCCGCCCUCCUCCCUGCUGCUGCCGCACCAGCACCAGCACCAGCAGCACCCGCAGCAGCAGCAGCAGCAGCAGCAGCAGCAGCAGCAGCAGCAGCAGCAGCAGCGGGGGCUGCUGCACCGGCUGAACCUGGUGGACACUCCGGGCCACGCGGACUUUGCUGCAGAAGUGGGGCGCUCCGUGCGGGCGCUGGACGGGGCCGUGGUGGUGAUCGAGGCGGUGGGGGGGGUGGAGGCGCAGAGCGAAGCAGCGUGGCAGCAGCUGCAGCAGCAGCAAGUUGCUGCUGUUGCUUUUGUGAACAAAAUGGACCGCCCCGGCGCCUCCUGGAGCUGCUGCCUGCAGCAGCUGCAGCAGCUGCAUGCAGCUCCCGUUGCGCUGCAGCUGCCGCUCGGCGCAGCAGCAGGCUUCGUCGGCGUCGUGGACCUGAUCCGCGAAGUGGCGCUCGUCUGGCCCGACAGCAGCAGCAGCAGCAGCAGCAGCAGCAGCAGCAGCAGGAGCAGCAGCAGCAGGAGGAGCGAGGCCGCGAGCUUCCAGUUUCGCGUGGAGCCAGUGCCCCCCGAGCUGCAGCAGGAGGUCAGCAGCAGGAGGGCAGAACUUGCUGCUGCUGCUGCUGAGGCCUCCGACGAACUCACGGCCAAGUACCUCGACAGCAGCACUUUAGCAGCAGCAGACAUUCUGCAGGGCCUCCGGCUUUUGACUAUUCAAAAAAAGAUUCUUCCAGUUCUUUGCGGCAGCUCUUUGAAAAAUAAAGGAGUGCAGCAGCUGCUGGACGCAGUGGUUGAUUUGCUGCCUUCUCCGCUCGACAGGCCUCCCGUCGAGGCCUUCCGGCCCCGCCCUGCUGCUGCUGCUGCUGCUGCUGCUGCUGCUGCUAGGGGCGCUGCUGCUGCUAAGGGCGCCGCGCGGGGGGCAGCAGCAGCUGCUGCUGCGGAGGCCCCUGCUGCUGCUGCGGAGGCCCCUGCUGCUGCUGCGGAGGCCCCUGCUGCUGCUGCUGCGGGCACCCCUGCUGCUGCUGCUGCUGCUGCUGCGGGCGCCCCUGCUGCUGCUGCUGCUGGGGAGCGGGUGCUGCUGCAGCCGGACGCGGAGGGCCCGCUGGCUGCGCUGGCGUUUAAGGUUUGCCGAGACCCUUUUUUAGGGUUUCAAACCUUCGUGAGGGUUUUCUCGGGGACUUUGCGCGUGGGGGCGGAGGUUUACAACGCGCGGACGCAGCAGCAGGAGCGGCUGCAGCGGCUGCUGCUGCUGCACUCGAACUCGCGGCGAGAUGUGCUGCUGCUGCGGGCUGGGGAGAUCGGGGCUGUCUUGGGGCCCCGCUGCUUCUCCACGGGGGACACUCUCAGCAGCAGGGGGGCCCCGCUGCUGCUGCAGCAGAUAGCAGCGCCGCAGCCGACGGUGAGCGUGGCGCUGGAGGUGCAGCAGCAGCAGCAGCAGCAGCAGCUGCUGCAGGCGCUGCGGGCCUUCGCGGAGGAAGACCCCUCGCUGCAGGUGGCCGUGGACCCCGAGACGCAGCAGCUGCUGCUGCGGGGCCUCGGCGAGCUGCAGCUGGAGGUCGUGCUGCAGCGGCUGCAGCGGGAACACAAACUUGCUGCUGCAGCAGGGGCCCCACAGGUGAGCUACCGCGAAACUGUUGCUGCAGCAGCAGCAGCAAAAGGCCGCUAUGUGAAGCAGUCUGGGGGCAGGGGCCACUUUGCUGAAGUUUGGCUAAGAGUGGCCCCGGGGGCCCCCGGCAGCGGCUGCUGCUUCUCAGACGAGAGCCGCGGGGGCUGCGUGGGCCCCUUUGCUGCUGCAGUGCGCGCGGGGGUGCAGCAGCAGCAGCAGCAGGGGCUGCUGCUGGGGGCCCCCCUCGCGGACCUGCAGGUGACCCUCUUCGACGGGGCCCUCCACCCCGUCGACAGCAGCGAGCUGGCCUUCCAGCUUGCUGCUGCUGCUGCGCUGCGCGCGGCCCUCAGCAAGGCCCAGCCGCUGCUGCUGGAGCCCCUCGUGCUGCUGCACAUCUGCUGCCCCCCCCAGUGUCUGGGGGCCGUCGUGGGCGACCUUGCUGCUCGCCGGGGCGCCGUGCAGCAGCUGCGGGACGCCCCAGGUGUACAUACACCGCAGCCGCAUGCACCGGGUGUACGUACACCCCAGGCGGAAGCGUGGGGUGUACGUACACCCCACAAAGUGGUGAUCGCGCACGUGCCCCUCGCGGAGUUGUUUAAUUACACAACUGUUUUGCGUUCGCUUUCGCAAGGCAGGGCCUCGGCCUCCACUUCUUUCCUCAAGUACGCGCCAGUCCCGCCCCACAUUCAGCAGCAGCUCCUCGAAAAACGGGCCGGAAAACUCAAAAAGUGA